GAUGGAUUCGUGGCAUGGAAGAAGACAGGCCAGAAUCUCGUCUCUGCGCCAAACUUUGUGGCGAAGGAUGUUCUUUCUCGCUACCACAAGCCGUGAUCUACUCUUCGCUGCGACUUAUAAAGCCAAGACUGGCGGAUCGGCUCCCUUCACCCUCGCUAGCUGCAGGCCACAUUAUCGACUGGGCCCUUGUAGUCAGUCUCUCUCCGGUACAGUACGACGCUCAGCAAGCAUGUUUCAGCGCUUCGCUUAUCCCACGGCGCACUGUGAUGGCCCUACACGCCAACACCUCAAAAUCACCACCGCGACCCCGGGAAACGCGUCACAACCUACUAGAGCGACGUCGCCCGAAGGGGGAGCGACACCUCAGCAGGGCAGGACGACAUCGAUCUACAGCCAAGUCGAUAACAUCGGAGUCUAGUACCGAGGGUCAAGAGACUGAAGACGCCCAACUCUCAUCGCCCACCUCCGUCACUAGAUCUAUCAGCCAACUUGGCUCUUCGUUUACGACUUCACCUCAGCCAGUGCCGCCCAUCAUCCCUAACGAGCUCAAUCUGCUCCCUGCCAGUGUCUGUGCCUCACCGGAAGCUCCCCUACCAGUACUUCCUGAACGUACGCCGCACCCAGCGCCCGACCCUGCGCGACCCACAAACUACUUCAAUCGCCACUCCCACCAUAUCCAUCUCCCUUAUCCCAUUGUCGCCAUACCUAUGGUCGACGAGGAGACCCAAACGGUCUACUUUACACGCGCCGGUGAGGUCUCGGGGGACGUCGUGUACGCCUCCGUGUGGCGCCUUCCGACUGUCGGCAUCGACGUGUUCUACCUCCCCUCCAACCUGAAUCCGCGGCCACUGACCCAGAGGGCGUGUGAGAUCGCAAGAGCCCUCGGACGGGUCGUCGGACAGGUUUAUAAGCACAUUUAUCGGCAGCAUAUGUUCAUCCAGUACGCGCGAUAUUUUUCCAGGGUUAGUCUCGUGCCUCCGUGAUCUGUUCCUCUGUCUAACCUCUCCUUGUUGCAUGUUCCUUCGUGUGAACGCUGAUCGUCCCUUACCUCCCGUCCGGUUGAUGACCAUAGACCUUCAUUGAAUUUCCCGGCCUCGCUUUCAAUCAGUACCCUGAUGCCAAACCCACAGCCCUAAUCCCGGACGUCCCUUGCUUCGAGUACUACAUGGAGAGGGUUGCUGUGCCGCAGUAUUGGAUGUGCGAGGAUAUUGCGAAGAUCUUUGACGCGCCAGACUUGAAGCUGUAUAUAUUAGAGUAAGGGUGCUUCGAUGGGAGUUUGCUUUGCAAAUCACCCGCUAAACGCUCGGUAUAGACUUUUAUGAUAUGGUAUCUAUUCUGUGAUUAUAGACGGUAUUGGAUUCGGUG
Schizophyllum commune H4-8 is the source of this 1365-nucleotide messenger RNA. RefSeq lists its product as uncharacterized. NCBI's taxonomy places the organism in Eukaryota, Fungi, Basidiomycota, Agaricomycetes, Agaricales, Schizophyllaceae. The coding region runs from base 15 to 983 and encodes 322 amino acids. The record is from RefSeq and is a predicted model, not a curated record. The transcript has a single exon.